Molecule: messenger RNA, 1484 nt
Organism: Trifolium pratense (red clover)
Lineage: Eukaryota; Viridiplantae; Streptophyta; Magnoliopsida; Fabales; Fabaceae
Product: transcriptional regulator STERILE APETALA-like
Exons: 2
Coding region: 30-1475 (481 amino acids)
Cellular component (GO): preribosome, large subunit precursor
Molecular function (GO): protein binding
Source: RefSeq, a predicted model, not a curated record
UUUAAUACCUUUUACACCUCACUCUCAUCAUGUCUUCUUCUUCAUCUUCUUCUUCUUCCUCUUCUUCUCCAUUAUCAUCACUUCAACAACCAUCUUCAUCAAUAACUCCUUCAAAUGUUGUUGAUAUUCCUGGCCCUAGUAACACUAACAAUGAUGAUGAAUUUGAAGCCCCUUCUUCUUCAAGACAACGUGCUAUGAAUGAAGUUUGGCUUGAACCUGUUGUUGAAGCAUUGGCUACUCAAGUUGCCAUUGAUGCUUCUCAUUAUCAUGGUCGUCUUUCUGCUGCUUCAGCUCUUGCUAUUAUUUUUCAGGUUUGUUCUACAUGGAGAGAAGUGUCACGCUCGGAUCUACUGUGGCAGAGACUCACAAGACGCAUCUGGCGCAGAACAUAUAGAUUGAGGGACACGUGGCAACUUGAGUACAUCUACUGGCAUCGAACGGCCAGGAACUUCACAACAGGUAGACACGCUUUAGUGGUCCCACAAUAUGAUCCAGGAGACCACCACCAAGCUCUCAUUUGCCGCUGCCUCACUCUCUCCGACACCCACCUUGCCUGUGGCUUCGUCGACGGUACUGUUCGACUCUUCAAUCUCAACACCGGUGCACACAUCACUACUUUUUGGUCCAAUCACGGUCACUUAUUCGGCCCAUUUUCACAAUCUAUUUCCGGAAUUGUAAUUACAAACUCUAGUCUCGUUUUUGCAAGACUAGAUGGUGAUAUUUACAUGUCAUUGAUCAAUGGGCCCAGACCUAUACCCGGGCCCAUUCCAGCACGAAGAGCAAUUAUUGGUGAUGUAGUUAAUAACGGAGUAUUAGUAGAAUUUGCGGGAUGUAACCGAUUUUGGAUUGGUUUAUUCGCGGGCCAUGCAGGCGGAGCAUUUCAAAUAUGGGACGCCCAAACGGAACAACGUAUAUUCGUUGGUGGUUCAUUAACCGACCCGGAAUCAGUUCAAGGAUGGCAUAUGUUAACAGAAUUAGUUGAACCAGUCGGUCGAGUCAGAGUAACAGAAAGAGAAUUUGUAGUAGCAUGUACAACAUCAAGAUUGGUUUGUUUCAACUUAAGAAAUCCAGAGAUUCUAUUACGUGACAUGGGAUCCACAACAGGUUUCAUGGUAAGUUCAUUAGACAUUAGCCAUGAAGUUUUUGUUGUGGUUGAAAGAAAUGGUGUUGGAACGGUUAGGCGCGUGGGAAAUUUUGAGCGCGUGAGUAGGUUUCGGUUAAGAGGUUCAUGGUUAAGGGGUUUAUUAGUGUGCAUGAAUUUAGGGUAUGUUAUAACAUAUUCAAGUGGGUCUGGUUUGUUGAGAGUAUGGGACAUACAUGAACCUACGGCAAGGUUGUGUAUUACAAUUGCGGUUAGAGAUGAUGGUGGAGAACAAGGACAUGUUCAUGGUAAUAGUAUGGUCGCUAAUCAAACUCAUGUUGCAAUUUCAUCUAAUGAUUCUUCCAUACAUUUAUUGGAUUUUAGUGUACAGUAGAAAUAUUUA